Messenger RNA from Chiloscyllium plagiosum (whitespotted bambooshark), 503 nucleotides. The record is from RefSeq and is a predicted model, not a curated record. NCBI's taxonomy places the organism in Eukaryota, Metazoa, Chordata, Chondrichthyes, Orectolobiformes, Hemiscylliidae.
CUUUGAUCAGAUGUUUCUUCGUGUCUCUGGAGUACUCUUGCCGUGAAAUGCGGCACCUGGGGAUAUUCGUGCUGAUUCUACACGUUUCUUUGGCCUCGACAUUUCGAUCCACGGUACAACCUUCCAGUCAAAAUGCUACAGUUGAUACACCGAAUGCAAAAGAUCUCAGAGACCUGAGGUUGGUGGGGCAAUAUGCACCAUGCAUUGGAAAAUUGGAAAUUUAUUACCGAGGUCAGUGGAAUUCAGUUUGUAGUAGUAUGUUGGAUUCAGCUGCUGGGAAAGUCAUCUGCAAACAGAUUUUCUGCAGUUCAUUUCAUGCAUUAUCAACUAGUCCCAACUCACAAGAAACAGAUCCUGUUUUACUGGAUAGAAUUCAGUGCAAUGGAACAGAAUCUUCAUUGUGGGAUUGUUCAUUCACAACAUCCAGCUAGCAGACUUGCGAAAUUGGGACAAGUGCAGUCACCUUCUGUAAAGGUGAAGAUUGGCAGUUAUGAUUGGCGAAC